GGUAGCAUCCUCAGUUCAUCUUAAACCCGCGAAGAAUCAACGUCUACCGAGAGACAAUCAUGGCGUUCCGAAAGAUGCUGUUAGUUGCGCUGGUCGGCGGCCUCAUUUCUGUAUCGACGGCCAGGGUUAUUGACAACAAUGAGAGCAAGUCUUCGGAGGAAUCCGGGGAGCUGGCGGAAUUUCUAGGCGAGGUCGAGUCCAGCUGCCGGAAACUGACCGGAUCUAACGAAACCUACGAAAUGAUGGUGCUUAACGCUGCUCUGGUUCCACUUUGUGUCAUUUCUAAAUUGGACAUUGAGAGCUUUUCGACAGAUCUGGACAACUUGGACGAAACGAACAGGACGGAGUUCUUUCCCAAGUAUUGUCCCCAGUUGCACGAUUCUCUGAGUUGUCUUGAGCCGGUGACGGCAGAGCUUCGAAAAUGCCUGGAUCCCGAAGAAGUCGAAGUGCUGGACGUAAUCGUAAAUAUGCUGCCGGAAGGACUCAACCUUGCCUGCAAGGACAACGGACAGAUCUUCUUCAUGGACGAUUCCGACUUCAACGAGUGUUCGGAUAAAUUUGUUGGCUACGUUGAAAAGUGCGCCGACAAGAUCUCCAACACGACCGACGCGAUGAACCUGUCCAGCUACGGUCCGAAGCAGUGCGACGAGCUGUCCCAGGUUCGGGAGUGCUUCGAGCAGCAGAUGGUCGAGUGCAAAGCGCCCAAGUUGAUUGAAAUUUUCGACUUGUUCUACCGGCCCAUGGUGAAGGCGAGUCCGUGCAAAAACCUAAUUACACUGACCGAGCUUCCCGAGAUCGAAAGCAAUGCCAUUUGAAGUGCAUCAGAGAGCCUAAAGCAGAAUGGUAAUAAUCUUAUCAGUUACAGUUUGAAAUGACGUUCAAAACGUGCUUAUAAACAUUAUUAAUUUACUCGAAAUAAACGAAUAUAAUGUUAUUUAAUCCAUAUAAA
Culex quinquefasciatus (southern house mosquito) is the source of this 949-nucleotide messenger RNA. Its product is annotated as 27 kDa hemolymph protein. The coding region runs from base 60 to 815 and encodes 251 amino acids. The record is from RefSeq and is a predicted model, not a curated record. NCBI's taxonomy places the organism in Eukaryota, Metazoa, Arthropoda, Insecta, Diptera, Culicidae. The transcript is spliced from 4 exons.